GCUCUAUCCUUCAGAUCUUUCUUUGUUGCAUUCUCUGUAAUCACUCACUCUUCGGCCUUACUCUCUACUUCCACCCGAAGCUCCAAACUCACAGCUAUCGCCGUAUUAUGGACUCCCCAGGCACAUCUCAGCACUACUCCGCCCCACCUAAACAAUACACAUUUCCAGCAAGCUCAGGCUCGGAUGCGGCCUUCGAACCCACCUCAUCGAGGCCUGCAUACGCCGCAAUGGCACAAACGAUAUCACCUCCAUCAACCAUAUCAUUACUCUUCCAGAGGGUGAAAUACUACGUCUCCAGCCUCUUCGACCGCGAAUUGAUCUCCUUCAUCCUUCGGCGAUGCGCCACAAGCGUCAUCAAAUGUCCACCCCAUCUCGUCCUUCUCGCCCUCCAGCUCACCAUCGUUCACUACACCACCACCUUCUACUACUUGAAACGCACCCCGUACCUCUCUGUCCUCGUUCCCUCGGUCCUUAUACGCCUCAAUCAGCUGAUUUUCAAACCUAUUCUGUUCCCCAGCUUGGAUAUCAACCCACACGAGUCGCUCUUGGCCUGGUUCCGAAUUCCACCUAAGAUGAGCGCGAUUAGGAGAAUGAUUAUACUGAAUGGAGUCCUAGCGUUGUUCCGGAUGUGUCUUAUUCCUUUUGUUCCGAGCUCCGAUGCGCCGGAGUCUAAGACAAAGGUGGAGGGACCGUGGGAUUGGGUCAAGGUGAACGGGUGGGAUGCUGCUGACCUGCUUUCGUGGCACUUGAUUAUACUGGUGGUGGUUGCGUUUAGCCAAGCGUACUGGUUGGGAGGAGGGUGGGAGAGGGAGGCUGCUCAGCCUGAAGGUUAUGUGAGUAGUUCGGAUGAUGAGAAUGAGGAAGAGACUGGCACCGGGGCUGGUGAGCAGGUACGGAUCGUAGGUGGGAAGCCGAAGGAGGAUCGGUUUGGAUGGGGCUCUACGGUGUGGCUUGGCUUGGUGAUACUUGAGUGUGGGGUUUAUGUUUGGUGGUACUUCAAGUGGGUGGAAAAGUUCAAGGGAGAUGGUUGCAGUCUUGUUGUUUACUGGAGGGGUGGUUGUCCAGAGGUGAAGUGAGGGAUACGCAUACCUUUUCAGAACCUAUUAUGCUGGUUAUUCGUAGCAGUUGUUGUUCUGACUUUUGAGUACCGUUUAGAGCUUCAGUCUUUUGUUUCGAGGUUGAAUGUAGAAGUAGCCUUGAUACUCGGGUUUUGUCGUUGAG
Messenger RNA from Ascobolus immersus RN42, 1221 nucleotides. The record is from the annotation of a GenBank genome assembly. Lineage: Eukaryota; Fungi; Ascomycota; Pezizomycetes; Pezizales; Ascobolaceae.